Molecule: messenger RNA, 2748 nt
Organism: Acanthosepion pharaonis
Lineage: Eukaryota; Metazoa; Mollusca; Cephalopoda; Sepiida; Sepiidae
Source: the annotation of a GenBank genome assembly
AUGGUUGUAGAUACUACUUGUGAACUAAAAGACGUUGGCGUAGUUUCAGGUGAAAUUAUUGUAGUUAAAUAUGGCGUGAUUGUUGAAGUAGAUGAUAAGGGUUUUGUGAUUGUUGCACUCGUUGUUACUGCAGAAUAUGUUGUAGUAAGAGCUGUUGUACUGACUACAGAUGGUGUCGUACCUGCAGUUGAAGUCGUAACCGGAGAUGGCGUUGUUGAUGCUGAUGGUGUUGUUCCCGGAGCUAGUGUUGUUACCGCUGAUGGAGUUGUACCCGGAGCUGGUGUUGUGGCAAUUGAUGGUGUCGUAGCCGGUGCUGGAGUUGUUACAGCUGAUGGUGUUGUACCAGGAGCUGGGCUUGUUACUGCAGAAGGUGUUGUACCAGGAGCUGGUGUUGUGACAACCGAUGGUGUUGUGCCCGGAGCUCGUGUUGUUACUACUGAUGGUGUUGUACCCGGAGCUGGGCUUGUUACUGCAGAAGGUGUUGUACCAGGAGCUGGUGUUGUGGCAACCGAUGGUGUGGUACCCAGAGCUGCCGUUGUUACUGCUGAUGGUGUUGUGGCAAUUGAUGGUGUCUUACCCGGUGUCGGAGUUGUUACAGCUGAUGGUGUUGUACGUGGAGCUGUUGUUGUUACAGCUGAUGGAGUUGUAACCGGAGCUGGCGUGGUUACUGGAGAAGGGGUUGUACCAGGAGCUGGUGUUGUUACUGCUGAUGGAGUCGUACCCCAAGCUGGCGUUGUUACAGCUGACGGUGUUGUCACAGGAGCUGGCGUGGUUACUGGAGGUGUUGUACCAGGAGCUGGCGUUGUUACAGCUGUACCUGGUGCUGAUGUUGUUAAUGAAGGAGGUGUCGUAACUGGGGCUGGCGUGGUUACUGCGGAAGGUGUCGUACCAGGAGCUGGGGUUGAUAUUAUUGAAGGUGUUGUAGCUAGUGUUGUCGUUGUCACAGUUGGUGAUGUAACUGGAACUGGCGUUGUUACAGCUGAUGGUGUUGUACCCGGAGCUGGAGUUGUUACAGCUGAUGGAGUUGUACCAGGAGCCGGUGUUGUUAGAGCUGACGGUGUUGUGCCCGGAGCUGGCGUUGUUACAGCUGAUGGUGUUGUACCAGGAGCUGGUGUUGUUACAACUGAUGGUGUUGUACCAGGAGCUGGUGUUGUUACAGCUGAUGGGGUGGUACCCGGUGCAGGAGUUGUUACAGCUGAUGGUGUUGUGCCUGGGGCUGGCGUUGUUACAGCUGAGGUUGUUGUACCCGGGGCUUGUGUUGUAGCAACCGAUGGUGUGGUACCCGGAACUGAAGUUGUUACAGCUGAUGGAGUUGUAACCGGAGCUGGCGUGGUCACUGCGGUAGGUGUUGUACCUGGUGCUGGCGAUGUUACAACUGAUGGUGUUGUACCAGGAGCUGGUGUUGUUACAGCUGAUGGUGUUGUACCCAGACCUGGUGUUGUUACAGCUGAUGGUGUUGUAACCGGAGCUGGCGUGGUUACUGGAGAAGGUGUUGUACCCGGCGCUGGCGUUGUCAUUGCGGAAGGUGUUGUACCUGGUGCUGGCGUUGUCACUGCUGAAGGUGUUGUACCUGGUGCUGGUGUUGUUACAGCGGAUGGUGUUGUACCAGGAGCUGGCGUUGUUACAGCAGAUGGUGUUGUACCAGGAGCUGGUGUUGUUACAGCUGAUGGGGUGGUACCCGGUGCAGGAGUUGUUACAGCUGAUGGUGUUGUGCCUGGGGCUGGUGUUGUUACUGCUGAUGGUGUUGUACCAGGAGCCGGUGUUGUUAGAGCUGACGGUGUUGUGCCCGGAGCUGGUGUUGUUACAGCUGAUGGUGUUGUACCCGGGGAUGGUGUUGUGGCAAUUGAUGGUGUCGUACCAGGAGCUGGUGUUGUUACAACUGAUGGUGUUGUACCAGGAGCUGGUGUUGUUACAGCUGAUGGUGUUGUACCCGGAGCUGGUGUUGUUACAGCUGAUGGUGUUGUACCCAGAGCUGGUGUUGUUACAGCUGAUGGUGUUGUACCCGGAGCUGGCGUUGUUACAGCUGAUGGUGUUGUACCCGGGGCUUGUGUUGUGGCAACCGAUGGUGUGGUACCCGGUGUUGGAGUUGUUACAGCUGAUGGUGUUGUACCAGGAGCUGGCGUUGUUACAGCUGAUGGUGUUGUACUCAGAACUGGUGUUGUUACAGCUGAUGGUGUUGUACCUGGUGCUGGUGUUGUUGCAAGCGAUGGUGUCGUACCCAGACCUGGUGUUGUUAAUGCUGGUGGUGUUGUACCCGGAGCUGGUGUUGUUACAGCUGAUGGUGUUGUACCAGGAGCUGUCGUUGUUACUGCUGAUGGUGUUGUACCCAGGGCUUGUGUUGUGGCAACCGAUGGUGUUGUAACAGGCGCAAGCGUUGUCAGUGCUGAGGGUGUCGUACCCAGAGAAGCCGUUGUUACAGCUGAUGGUGUUGUACCAGGAACUGAUGUUGUUACAGCUGAUGGUGUUGUACCCGGUGCUGGCGUGGUUACUGGAGAAGGUGUUGUACCGGUAGCUGGGCUUGUUACUGCAGAAGGUGUUGUACCUGGUGCUGGUGUUGUAACCGCUGAAGGUGUUGUACCUGGUGCUGGAGUUGUUACAGCUGUUGGAGUUGUACCUGGUACUGGUGUUGUUACCUUAGAUGGUGUUGUACCUUGUGUUGCCGUUGUUACCAUGGAUGUUGUUGUACCUUGUGAUGAAAAUACUUUCAUUUAUUUGUUGGAAGGGUUAAAAAAAUUAUUCGGCGAAUGA